Messenger RNA from Ctenocephalides felis (cat flea), 1138 nucleotides. Its product is annotated as endophilin-A-like. Gene Ontology annotation, molecular function: protein binding. Gene Ontology annotation, biological process: synaptic vesicle uncoating. The record is from RefSeq and is a predicted model, not a curated record. Gene Ontology annotation, cellular component: presynapse; glutamatergic synapse; cytoplasm. Lineage: Eukaryota; Metazoa; Arthropoda; Insecta; Siphonaptera; Pulicidae.
UAUGUCACAGAAAAAAUGGGCGGUGCGGAAGGCACCAAAUUGGAUUUGGAUUUUAUGGACAUGGAAAGGAAAACGGACGUCACAGUUGAAUUAGUUGAAGAGCUUCAGCUAAAAACCAAAGAAUAUUUACAACCAAAUCCAAAUGCUAGAGCGAAAAUGGCAGCUGUUAAGGGCAUUUCAAAAUUGUCAGGGCAGGCAAAAACAAAUACGUAUCCCCAACCAGAAGGCGUGUUGGGAGAUUGCAUGUUGACAUAUGGAAAGAAACUUGGCGAUGAUACAGUUUUUGCAUUGGCGCUCAUUGAAAUGGGUGAAGCCCUCAAACAGAUGGCAGACGUUAAAUAUUCACUUGACGAUAAUAUUAAACAAAAUUUCCUAGAACCUUUACAUCACUUACAAACCAAAGAUCUUAAAGAGGUUAUGCAUCACAGGAAAAAACUACAAGGUCGGAGACUAGAUUUUGAUUGCAAAAGGAGAAGGCAAGCUAAAGAUGAUGAAAUUCGCCAAGCGGAGGAUAAAUUUGCGGAGUCCUUGCACCUUGCGCAAGUUGGAAUGUUCAAUCUACUUGAAAACGAUGUAGAACAAGUUUCACAAUUAGCAACGUUUGCCGAAGGACUUUUGGACUACCAUCAGCAGUGCACAGAGAUAUUAAAGAACUUAACAGAAACUCUUCUAGAAAAAAAAGAGGAAGCAGCAAGCCGACCGAAGAUGGAGUUUGUGCCGAAAACUCUAGCGGAUUUGCAUAUCGAAGGCGUUUUAGAAGGUGGAGUAAAUGGUGGGAGACACACGCCCUCCUCCGCUUCGCCGCUACCGUCUCCAAUGAGGUCUCCAGCUAAAACGCCGCAAGUUAAAAAGCAGCCAUGCUGUACUGCUUUAUAUGAUUUCGAACCUGAAAAUCCAGGAGAACUUGGUUUUAAGGAAAACGAUGUAAUAAUGCUGUUGAACAAAGUCGAUGAGAACUGGUUUGAAGGCUCUGUGAAUGGACGCACUGGCUACUUUCCUGUUACGUAUGUACAAGUUACGGUUCCUCUGCCAUAAAAUGUUUAAUAUUUGAUUUUCGUAACACGAAGAUAAAAAGUACUUGAAACCAUCUUGAAAGAAAUUGCAAGCAAAUGCAAGUGUUAUUUAGUAGUAAUAUUGG